Molecule: messenger RNA, 1557 nt
Organism: Cryptotermes secundus
Lineage: Eukaryota; Metazoa; Arthropoda; Insecta; Blattodea; Kalotermitidae
Exons: 2
Coding region: 137-1102 (321 amino acids)
Source: RefSeq, a predicted model, not a curated record
CGUGACAACUUAUUGAGCAUUCGUAUCUCUACUUUAUUGCCAUUUUCAGUUCUUUACUUAACGACAGUGCCGGGAUCAAGAUGAUACAGCGUCAGGCAGAACAACUGAAAAGAAGGGACAAUGGAGGAAGUUGAAGAUGUUUCAUAGGCGAGCCCGGCUUGCAGUUUUCCUCCUUGGACUGGGAUUCCUGCUUCUGUUUGUCACUUUCUGGAAUUCAGGAAAGAAGCCAGAAUCUCCGAGGCCACUGCCAUACCGAUCAGAAUUAUUUGAUGUUGUAAAAGGGAGUAUAUUCGUGGGGUUCAAUAACGAAACAGGAACCAUAAAUGGCGAAUACAUUAUUCCAAACAUCGUCCACUUUAUAUUCUUCGGGGAAAGACAUAUCUCUUACGUGGCUGCCGUUUGCGUUUUGGCGGCCUUCAAGAACCAACAUCCCGAUAAGAUAAUGUUUCAUACAGAUGUUGAUGAAUUCAGAGGUCCUCACUGGGAGAAACUGAAAAACACCCCAGGAUUGAUCAUUGAAAUCCAAAAACUCGAAAUGCCAACGGAGAUAUUCGGACAGAAUCUCAGUCACGUUUGGCAUGCUGGAGAUAUUGCACGAAUAAAGAUCCUGAUGAAAUAUGGCGGCAUAUUCUUAGAUAACGAUUCCUAUGUGGUAAGGAGUCUGGACUGUUUCCGAAAGUAUGAAAUGGCUCUCGGACGAGAUGAGAAUAAUUACAUAGGUACUCAGGUUUUAAUUGCGCAUAAGGAAGCACGUUUUCUGCGCCUCUGGUUGGAAACAUACAGAGAAUACUAUCCUAAUCUAUGGUAUUACAACGCAGGUCAGAAACCUGCUCUUGAAAUUCUAUGGCACAAACCAGAACUUGUUCACAGCGUGACGACAUUAUUUGGAGUACACGACCUAUCCUACGAACUAUACCGCCAACAUAAUUGGAAGGAAUGGCGUAAUUAUUACACAAUCCAUCUUUUAAUUAGACACAGACAUUAUUUGGACAGUUGGUGGAAUUACUAUUGGUGGCCAGAAAUAAAUGAAAAGAACAUCCACGGCUAUCUCAUGGCAUUCGGUAAAAUGGCGCUGGAUGCUUAUGAUCCCAUGCAACAGUGACCACAUGCUUAAGUGUGAUAUGACAUAUGCAUACGUUAAAUUAUUCUAGGGUUCUGAGGACAAAGCAUAAAGUGCGAUCCAUUCCCUUUACCAGACUGUAAUAGCCCAGUCCGCAGUUCAACCCAGGAGACAUGAGACGUAAGAAAAAAUGUUAAUAUCUUUAUUUUAAAGAAACACUUUGUGGAAACCGCCCACAUUGAAUCAAACCUUAGCUUAUCAGAAGCUAGGAACCAUCCGCUGUUAAGCAAAGACUGCAUAAACAGCCGUUGCUAAGCAAAACCUACAGCACAACUAUCACUGGUAUGCAACGACUGGAAAUCUCGUCUCCAUGGAAGUAGUUUGGCAGUAUGGAAUAACAGAAGGGCACACUCAGGGAAAACUAGGAAGGACCCAGAGAACCUUCCUACAUCCUGUCGAGAGCCAGCCUACCUGAGAUCUGUAACCUACAAUCUACA